This is a messenger RNA of Brassica rapa (field mustard), 2776 nucleotides long. RefSeq lists its product as uncharacterized. The record is from RefSeq and is a predicted model, not a curated record. NCBI's taxonomy places the organism in Eukaryota, Viridiplantae, Streptophyta, Magnoliopsida, Brassicales, Brassicaceae.
CAUGUAUUCAGACCGUGAUUUGCUUGCUUUGCAAUAGCUUUAGGGAAUUCGUAUCAUUUAUGUGUGAAAGGGUAUGUGUUCUGUUAUCGAUGAAACUGAGAUGUUUGAUUAAUUGUUGUUUAUCUCAUGAAACUGAGAUGUCUGUUUACAUGUUUGCGAGGUUAUUAGGUGAGGUGAGGUUCGAUCACCAGGAUUGUAUUAGCAAGGAGAUCAAAGAGAAACAACCAUUUCCUCCACAGUUUAAGAUUACAAAUGGGUCUUGAUUACAGCUAUUCACAACCUUCACAGGAUGAGACGUUUGGUGGGGCUGAGACGGACAGUGAGUACAAUGAAGUGGAAGCUCUCAUUCAGCAAGACCAAGCUCAGUUACACGAAGCUCUCAUUCACCAACAGGAAGCUCUCAUUCAGCGUGACCAAGCCCAUGCGUUUGUGUACCCUCCGCAGCCGGAGGUUGAAUUCGGAUUUCCACAGAUAUGCUACUGUGGGAGUGAACCGAAGAUAGCAACGUCUAGCAUCGAACCAGGACGCAGAUACUACACAUGUAGAAAUGCAAACGAUGGAGAGUGUCAUGUGUGGAAAUGGUGGGACGAGGCUGUAAUGGAGGAGAUGCGAGCUAGGGAUAGACACACACAUCAGUUAGCCGAGAAGGUAGAUUCUAUGACAUUAUUCAAUGACCAGGCUACUGAGCAGAAGCUCGUUAGAUUAGAGAACAUGGUGUGUGAGUUGGCCAAGAAUAAAUCAAAGUGUAGCUUAGAUUACUUUGUUCCGGUUAUGGUUAUGGUCUUUAUUUUCAUAGGUCUCAUCAUCGUAUUUGUCUAAUGUGUUAUGGUUAUGGGGAACUUCUUUGUAAUGACUUCGGGUUUGUGAUGUUAUGGUUAUGGAAACUCCUAACUAAAACUUCUUUGUAAUGAACUUUUAGUAAUGACUUCUUUGUAAUGACUUCGGGUUGGUGAUGUUAUGGUUAUGGAAACUCCUAUGCACGUUUUAAAUUCAGAAGAAGUGAACCUAAAAAGUUGUUGAAAAUGUCAUGAGGCAAACACGUUGUGUAACUAAAAAGUAGUUGAAAUGUUCACAAGACAAACAAUGGACAAUCACAAGAUUGUAACUUCAUGAACCUAUAAAUGUGACGGAUAUUCUCGUUAAAAUUAUAACUUCUCUACUUCCUUCUUAUACUAAAAAGAAAAUUACAACUCCUCUGCUUCCUUCUUAUAUUAAAAACAUUGCCUUCUUUUUUGAUUCAAAAUGGCUUCUUCUUCACAUUAUCAUUAUAACCAAAAUGACGAUGAUGAUGAUCCAUUUGAAAAUAUUUUUGAAGCUUUCUUAGAAAUCCCAGAUAUUCUUCCCAAACCGAGAGAGCGAAAAACACGUAUCUUUAUUGAGAGAAACCGGGAAGAAGGCCAGGACCAGCUUUGGAAUGAUUAUUUUAGCGAGACUCCCACAUUCCCGCACAAUAUUUUUCGGAGACGGUUUCGAAUGAACAAGACAUUGUUCUUGCGUAUUGUGCAUCGUCUCGAGCAAGAAGUGGAUUAUUUUAAACCUUCAGAAGAUGCAACCGGUCGGUCUAGCCUAACCGCGCUCCAAAAAUGUACCGCAGCUAUUCGUCAGUUGGCGUAUGGUGGUGGGGCUGACACCGUUGACGAAUAUGUCCGACUAGGUGAAACCACAGCUAGAAAAUGUUUGCACCAUUUUACCAACGCGAUCAUCCACUUGUUUGGUGAUGAAUACCUUAGAUCUCCUACUCCGGAGGAUCUGCAAAGACUACUUUAUAUUGGGGAACAACGUGGAUUUCCGGGAAUGGUUGGAAGCAUCGACUGUAUGCAUUGGGAGUGGAAGAAUUGCCCUGCCGCUUGGAAAGGAAUGUAUUCACGAGGAACCGGAAAACCGACAAUUGUGCUGGAGGCGGUUGCUGACUACGACCUUUGGAUAUGACACGCGUUUUUUGGAGCACCAGGUACUAUGAACGAUCUUAAUAUUCUUGAUCGAUCACCUGUUUUUGAUGACGUUAUUAACGGAAUAGCACCACAAGUCAACUUCUAUGUUAAUGGUCAUCCAUACCAUUUGGCCUAUUAUCUCACUGAUGGGAUUUAUCCUGACUGGGCGACUUUUAUUCAAUCUAUCCGUCUACCACAAAGUGACAAACAUUCAUUAUUUGCUAAAACCCAAGAAGCUGUAAGGAAAGAUGUGGAACGUGCCUUUGGAGUCCUGCAAGCUAGAUUUGCAUUCGUCAGAAAUCCAUCUAAUUUAUGGGAUAAACACAAAAUAGGAAAUAUUAUGAGAGCAUGUAUCAUCCUCCAUAAUAUGAUUGUCGAGGAUGAACGGGCAGAAAGGACACAAUAUGUGGUUCCUGGAUAUGAAGAAAGUGAAGAGGAAAGAUUUUCCGUCAAUAUGCCUUCGCCACUCGGUAAUACAAUGGAUCGUCGAACAAACGUUCGCAAUAGACAAGCCCAUCAUAAUUUAAAAAAUGAUUUGAUUGAAAAUAUUUGGACUAAAUUUGGGCAUCUUCCAAAUAACAUGUAAUUUUUAAGUUUUUGAAUUUAAUAAAAUGUUUGUUGUAAUUUUUUUUUAAUUUAAUGUUAAACUUCUCUUUUAUGUUUUAUUUAAAAUGUAUCUUUUAUAUCUAAUCACACAUUAAAAUAAAUAAUAUAAAAUAUGCUAAGGACUUUUUUUGUCCUACCAAUAAUCAACAAAAUUAAAAAAGUCCUUAUGCAUUUGUCCCUAACUAAAAAAUAAUACUAUUUUAUUCUAAGGACAAAAUUAAGUAGAACCAAUAAUGUUG